GGUCUCCUCCGGAGCGCCGGGCACAGCCUGCGACGCCCGCUCCCCGCCUCUGGUCCGGCCCGGGGCGCCGCGGCUGUGGGGUUGGCCCUCUGCGGACAAGGUCAGGAGGCUGGGCGGCGAUGCGCGAGUGCGGCUGGAAGCAGCCAAGCGGAGGCGACGGCGGUCGGGAUCUGUCCCUCCUGACAAGAGAGCGGGACUGGGGCUGGCGCCGGUGAGGAGAAAGAGGAGAGGCGGCGGCGAGGUUCUCUGCGGCCGGGAUUCCCCUCCGGAGCAUCACUGUCCGCGCCCGCGAGCGCAGCCCAGCCGGGCAUGGGCGCAGGGAAGAUGGAGCCCGGGGGCCAGGCCCGCAUGGGCGCCCCGCAGCCGGCCGCCCCGGGGCUGUGGAGGGCUCGGCCGGCGGGCGGCGGCGGGGGCGCCUCCUCCUGGCUGCUGGACGGGAACAGCUGGCUGCUGUGCUAUGGCUUCCUCUACCUGGCGCUCUACGCGCAGGUGUCCCAGUCUAAGCCGUGCGAGAGGACCGGCUCCUGCUUCUCUGGCCGCUGUGUCAACUCCACUUGCCUCUGCGACCCGGGCUGGGUGGGGGACCAGUGCCAGCACUGCCAGGGCAGGUUCAAGUUAACAGAACCUUCUGGAUAUUUAACUGAUGGUCCAAUUAACUAUAAGUAUAAAACUAAAUGUACAUGGCUAAUUGAAGGCUAUCCAAAUGCAGUGUUAAGAUUAAGAUUCAAUCAUUUUGCCACAGAAUGUAGCUGGGAUCAUAUGUAUGUGUAUGAUGGAGAUUCAAUAUAUGCACCUUUAAUAGCUGUUCUUAGUGGUUUGAUAGUUCCUGAAGUAAGGGGAAAUGAAACUGUGCCUGAAGUUGUUACAACAUCUGGCUAUGCACUGUUACACUUCUUUAGUGAUGCUGCAUAUAACCUAACUGGUUUCAACAUUUUUUAUUCAAUCAAUUCUUGUCCUAACAAUUGCUCUGGCCAUGGAAAGUGUACAACCAGUGUUUCCGUUCCCAGUCAAGUGUAUUGUGAAUGUGAUAAGUACUGGAAGGGUGAAGCUUGUGACAUUCCUUACUGUAAAGCCAACUGCGGCAGUCCAGAUCAUGGGUACUGUGACUUGACAGGAGAAAAACUGUGUGUCUGUAAUGAUAGUUGGCAAGGUCCUGAUUGCUCUUUCAAUGUUCCUUCUACUGAGUCUUACUGGAUUCUACCAAAUGUUAAACCCUUCAGUCCUUCUGUAGGUCGGGCUUCACAUAAAGCAGUUUUACAUGGGAAAUUUAUGUGGGUGAUUGGUGGAUAUACUUUUAACUACAGUUCUUUUCAAAUGGUCCUGAAUUACAAUUUAGAAAGCAGUAUAUGGAAUGUAGGAACUCUGUCAAGGGGACCUCUUCAGAGAUAUGGACAUUCUCUUGCUUUAUAUCAGGAAAACAUCUUUAUGUAUGGAGGCAGAAUUGAAACAAAGGAUGGCAAUGUCACAGAUGAAUUAUGGGUUUUUAACAUACCUAGUCAGUCAUGGAGUACAAAAACUCCUACCGUUCUUGGACAUGGUCAGCAGUAUGCUGUGGAGGGACAUUCAGCACAUAUUAUGGAGCUGGAUAGUAAAGAUGUUGUCAUGAUCAUAAUAUUUGGAUAUUCUGCAAUAUAUGGUUAUACAAGCAGCAUACAGGAAUACCAUAUCUCGUCAAACACUUGGCUUGUUCCAGAAACAAAAGGUGCUAUUGUGCAAGGUGGAUAUGGGCAUACAAGUGUGUAUGAUGAGAUAACUAAGUCCAUUUAUGUUCAUGGAGGCUAUAAAGCAUUGCCAGGCAACAAAUAUGGAUUGGUAGAUGACCUUUAUAAGUAUGAAGUUAACCCUAAGACUUGGACUAUUUUGAAAGAAAGUGGGUUUGCCAGAUAUCUUCAUUCAGCUGUUCUUAUCAAUGGAGCUAUGCUUAUUUUUGGAGGAAAUACCCAUAAUGACACUUCCUUGAGUAACGGUGCAAAAUGUUUUUCUGCCGAUUUCCUGGCAUAUGACAUAGCUUGUGAUGAAUGGAAAACAUUACCGAAACCAAAUCUUCAUAGAGAUGUCAACAGAUUUGGACACUCUGCAGUAGUCAUUAAUGGGUCCAUGUAUAUAUUUGGGGGAUUUUCUAGUGUACUCCUUAAUGAUAUCCUUGUAUAUAAGCCUCCAAAUUGCAAGGCUUUCAGAGAUGAAGAACUUUGUAGAAAUGCUGGUCCAGGGAUAAAAUGUAUUUGGAAUAAAAAUCACUGCGAAUCUUGGGAAUCUGGAAAUGCUAAUAAUAUUCUUAGAGCAAAGUGCCCUCCUAAAACAGCUGCUUCUGAUGACAGAUGUUACAGAUAUGCGGAUUGUGCCAGCUGUACUGCCAAUACGAAUGGGUGCCAAUGGUGUGAUGACAAGAAAUGUAUUUCAGCCAAUAGUAACUGCAGUGUGUCUGUCAGAAACUACACCAAAUGUCAUGUGAGAAAUGAACAGAUUUGUAACAAACUUACUAGCUGUAAAAGCUGUUCACUGAAUUUGAAUUGUCAGUGGGAUCAGCGACAACAAGAAUGCCAAGCUUUACCAGCUCAUCUUUGUGGAGAAGGAUGGAGUCAUAUUGGGGAUGCUUGUCUAAAAAUCAACUCCAGUAGAGAAAGUUAUGACAAUGCAAAACUUUAUUGCUAUAAUCUUAGUGGAAAUCUUGCUUCAUUAACAACUUCCAAAGAAGUAGAAUUUGUUCUGGAUGAAAUACAGAAGUAUACCCAACAGAAAGUGUCACCUUGGGUAGGCUUGCGCAAAAUCAAUAUAUCCUACUGGGGAUGGGAGGACAUGUCUCCUUUUACAAAUACGACUUUACAGUGGCUUCCUGGUGAACCAAAUGAUUCUGGAUUCUGUGCAUACCUAGAAAGGGCUUCAAUCGCAGGCUUAAAAGCAAAUCCUUGCACAUCUAUGGCAGAUGGACUUGUCUGUGAAAAACCUGUUGUUAGCCCAAAUCAAAAUGCAAGGCCAUGCAAAAAGCCAUGCUCUCUAAGGACGUCCUGUUCCAACUGCACAAGCAAUGGCAUGGAGUGCAUGUGGUGCAGCAGUACAAGGCGGUGCGUCGACUCCAAUGCCUACAUCAUUUCCUUUCCAUAUGGACAGUGUCUGGAGUGGCAGACUGCCACCUGCUCCCCUCAGAAUUGUUCCGGAUUGAGAACCUGUGGACAGUGUUUAGAACAGCCUGGAUGUGGCUGGUGCAAUGAUCCUAGUAAUACAGGACGAGGACACUGCAUUGAAGGGUCUUCACGGGGACCAGUGAAGCCUGCUGGGAUUCACAGUAGUGAGAUGGUACUUGACAGCAGUCUGUGCCCUAAAGAAAGAAACUAUGAGUGGUCCUUUAUCCAGUGUCCAGCUUGCCAGUGUAAUGGACACAGCACUUGCAUCAAUAACAAUGUGUGUGAACACUGUAAAAAUCUCACCACAGGAAAACAGUGUCAAGACUGCAUGCCGGGUUAUUAUGGAGAUCCAACCAAUGGAGGACAGUGCACAGCCUGUACAUGCAGUGGCCAUGCAAAUAUUUGUCAUCUGCACACAGGAAAAUGUUUCUGCACGACUAAAGGAAUAAAAGGUGAUCAGUGCCAAUUAUGUGACUCUGAAAAUCGCUAUGUUGGUAAUCCACUUAGGGGAACAUGUUAUUACAGCCUUUUGAUUGACUAUCAGUUCACCUUCAGCUUGUUACAGGAAGAUGAUCGCCACCAUACCGCCAUAAACUUCAUAGCAAACCCAGAACAGUCAAACAAAAAUUUGGAUAUUUCAAUUAAUGCAUCAAACAACUUUAAUCUCAAUAUUACAUGGUCCGUUGGCUCAACAGCUGGAACAAUAUCUGGGGAAGAGACUCCUAUAGUUUCCAAGACUAAUAUAAAGGAAUACAGAGAUAGUUUUUCCUAUGAAAAAUUUAACUUCAGAAGCAAUCCUAACAUUACAUUCUAUGUAUAUGUCAGCAACUUCUCCUGGCCCAUUAAAAUACAGAUCGCAUUCUCACAACACAAUACAAUCAUGGAUCUUGUGCAGUUUUUUGUCACGUUCUUCAGUUGUUUUUUAUCCUUGUUACUGGUUGCUGCUGUGGUGUGGAAGAUCAAACAAACCUGUUGGGCUUCACGACGGAGAGAGCAACUGCUUCGAGAACGACAGCAGAUGGCCAGCCGUCCCUUUGCUUCUGUUGAUGUAGCACUGGAAGUGGGAGCCGAACAAACAGACUUUCUGCGAGGGCCAUUAGAGGGGGCUCCCAAACCCAUAGCCAUCGAACCCUGUGCAGGAAACAGAGCUGCAGUUCUGACGGUGUUUCUUUGUCUACCACGAGGAUCAUCAGGGGCACCACCACCUGGGCAGUCAGGUCUUGCUAUUGCCAGUGCCCUGAUAGAUAUUUCACAGCAGAAGCCUUCAGAUAAUAAAGACAAGACUUCAGGGGUCCGAAAUCGAAAACACCUCUCCACACGUCAAGGAACUUGUGUCUGAGAAUGGAAACCACUCCUGUAUAUUCUACGCUGAUUCCCUUCACAACUGGCUUCCGUUAAAGCUGUCCUUUGGCCUCAGGUUUUAUGGAGGCCAAUCUUUGUAGGAUCCAGGGCCCAAGUGCAGUUCCCUCUAAGUGGGCAAUGUCCCAAGUGGCCAAAGAAUGUUCACAAGUUUUAUAAAAGUAACAGUAUUGGUGGUCACAGGUGAUAAGGGUCAGUUUUUAUGACUGUUAGGCUUAUCAUAGCUGAUGUUAAAUUACUCUGAAAAAAGAUGUAUAUUGUUUCUUAAUGCAGAUGAAAAAUAUGUAAUUCAUAUAAAUCAACUGUUUAUAUCCCAAGACUUUAAAGAAAGACAUUUUAUAAUGCCUGAAUGAUGAGAAUUGUACAGUUUUUGCCUCAGAAGCAAACUUAGGUCACUUGUAUAUGAACAGGAAAUGAACAAAUCACAAUGACUUUAAAUGCUGUUUUAUCUUGUAAAUGUGAAAGCAAGUUUUUGAUUUAGUAGCAUGUAGGUAAGAUAUUUAAAUAUUUCACACGACCAUAUCAUGUUCAAACUCAAUUUGAGAACAUAACAAUUUUCCACCUACCUGGAAUGCAGACC
Molecule: messenger RNA, 5061 nt
Organism: Marmota flaviventris (yellow-bellied marmot)
Lineage: Eukaryota; Metazoa; Chordata; Mammalia; Rodentia; Sciuridae
Gene: Atrnl1
Product: attractin like 1
Cellular component (GO): Golgi apparatus
Molecular function (GO): protein binding
Source: RefSeq, a predicted model, not a curated record